AUGAUGGAACCACCACCAUGUUCGAAGAAGAGCCUGUCCCUGUCGCUCCCGGUUCCCCGGGAAGGACAGGCGACUCUGAAACCGCCUCAGCAUCUUUGGAGACAACCUCGGACCCCGAUCAAAAUCAAACACCGGGGAUACUCCGACACCGACCGACACCACCACCGGCACAUGGAGCGCUCCGACGCUAUGGAUACGAGUGACCGACCGGGACUAAAAAAGUCUCGGAUGUCCUGGCCGUCAUCCUUUCACGGGACCACAAACACAUCCAUCGGGAAUUGUGUCGGGAAUAAACGACUGUCAGACGUGUAUGAAGCGCGCACCAGCCCGCCCACUCCGAAUGCAGGAGCAACAUCUGUAGCGACCAGCAACUGUUUUAAGAGCCUCCACAUGUUACAUACAGCCAUGCUGACAGGCCACUGGGAGAGGGGCCAACUCCAGCUGACUGGAGGAAAGGCUGCUGAUUUGUAUUUCAGACCCCAGGACACGCACUGA
This is a messenger RNA of Menidia menidia (Atlantic silverside), 495 nucleotides long. The record is from the annotation of a GenBank genome assembly. Lineage: Eukaryota; Metazoa; Chordata; Actinopteri; Atheriniformes; Atherinopsidae.